AUGAGGCUCCUCCACUGGAACCUCCCGUGGCCGCGGACCCCUUCGGCCUUUGACUUUGAGCGCGUCAUCAUCCCCCUUGAAGACGCCCAUUUACACAGCUAUUCGGCUCGCGUGGGAAAUGAAAGCCCCGACCCUAUGAAAGACCCGGAUGUCGACGAGGGCGGAAAGGACAGCGAGCAUGAGGAAACGGGCAUGUUGGAGAUGAGCGUGUCCGAGUACUCGAUUGAGGGGUUGAGAAGGGAAGUGAGGAAGGGUGCUCGCGGAAUCCCUUCUGAUUAUGAGCUCCGUUCCAAGGUUGUGAAUAAGGCCAUUCAGGAUAUCGGCAUGGGGAGUUAUAACUGGCAGCUCUUCAUUCUUUGCGGCUUCGGCUGGUUUGCAGACAAUCUUUGGUUACAAGGUAUCUCCUUGACCUUACCAUCUCUCUCCGCCGAGUUUGGCGUCGCCGAAAAGACCGUCCGCUACACCACCAGCGCAGUCUUUCUUGGUCUCUGCUUCGGCAGCUUCGUCUGGGGCGUCGGCAGCGAUGUCCUCGGCCGCCGAAUCGCCUUCAACAUGACCCUUCUCAUAACAAGUGUCUUCGGCAUGCUCGCGUCCUACGCGCCUAGCUGGGGUUGGGUCUGCUUCCUCUACGGCGCCCUCGGUUUCGGCGUAGGUGGAAAUCUCCCCGUAGACGGCGCGCUAUUUCUGGAGUUCCUCCCAGACGCUUCUAGCUCCUUACUCACUUUGCUUUCCGUCUGGUGGCCCAUCGGUCAGCUCGUCGCCUCGCUUGUUGCGUGGUUCUUUAUUGCGAAUUGGCCUGCCGAUGAGGGAUGGCGUCACUUUGUCUUUGCCAUUGGUGUUCUGACCUUCAUCAUGUUCCUCGUGCGAUGCUUCGUCUUCCACCUCUUCGAGUCACCCAAGUACCUCCUCAGUCGCGGUCGAUAUGCCGAAGCCGUCGCCGUGGUACAGGGUAUUGCUUACAAAAACGGUGCCAGGACCUGGUUAACCACCGAUGUCCUGGAUGCCGUCGUCGACGACGCCGCGCGUGCUGAAACUCGCCCUCCUCGAGUCUCCGCCGCGAAUGUCAUACUAGAGAAGCUCACUUCCUUCUCAGCAGACCGUCUGCGCCCCCUGUUCAACACUCGAAAGCUCGGCAUGGCCACGGCACUGCUGUGGUUCUGCUGGGCCACCAUCGGCAUGGGCUACCCCCUCUUCAACGCUUUCCUCCCCCAAUACCUCUCCCACGGCGGCAGCGGCUCCUCCACCGAAUCGACCCUCACUCCCCGAGACGACGGUUCCUCCGCCGCCGCGCCAGAAAUUUCCAACGAAACUUACCGCAACUACGCCAUAACCUCCAUGGCCGGCGUCCCCGGCUCCCUCCUAGCAACCUACCUAGUCGACCACCCCUCCCCUUUCUUCGGCCGCCGCGGCACCCUCGCUCUCUCUACCCUCGCCUCGGCCGUCUUCCUCAUCCUCUUCGUCACCCACGGCACCACCCCUUCCUCGCAGCUCUUGUUCUCGGCCAUCGAGGCCUUUACUCAGAAUAUCAUGUACGGCGUCCUCUACGCUUUCACCCCCGAGGUGUUCCCGGCCCCCGUUAGAGGCGCGGGCACGGGUGUCGCGAGCUUCUUGAAUCGGCUGACAGGGCUGAUGGCGCCGAUACUCGCGGCGAAUGUUCCCGGGGAUGGGAGGAGUGAGCCGGUUUUCUUGGCCGGGGGGUUGAUUUUUUCGGCGUUUGUGGGGGUUUGUUUGAUUCCGGUUGAGACGAGGGGAGCACAGAUGUUGUGA
Messenger RNA from Scedosporium apiospermum, 1767 nucleotides. Its product is annotated as putative sugar transporter protein. Gene Ontology annotation, molecular function: transmembrane transporter activity. NCBI's taxonomy places the organism in Eukaryota, Fungi, Ascomycota, Sordariomycetes, Microascales, Microascaceae. Gene Ontology annotation, biological process: transmembrane transport. The record is from RefSeq and is a predicted model, not a curated record. Bases 1 to 1767 code for a protein of 588 amino acids. The transcript has 4 exons.